AAGGCAGCGAGACUGUCUUGGAAAAGCUCAGUGUUCAUCUGGGUGCUUGGUGUCACUGUGGAAUAUAACACCAGUUUAUGGUGGAAUUAUGGCGCAAAAUGAAACACAUCCCAUUUUGGAGAUACUAAAAUCCUUCAACCUAGGCGAUAUGAUUCUCGCCUUUUGUUUGUCAGUGCUUGUGGGCCUGCUGCUGGGCGCUCUAGUCUACGUUCUGUUGACCUGGGCGUCAAGGCGGCAGGCCACUGCUAGGAUCACCAGGCGCUCCAGAAAGAGAUAUUCACCAUCAGAAAACCCCUCAGGUGGCCAGCUGGGUCUUUACAGGAGCACUUUUCUGAGUGUCUACAGGCAGCCAUCUCUGGAGCCGGUGGGCCCUCUGGGGAUUAAGCCUGGCAUAGAGACGUCCACCUUUCGCCCAGUGACCAAGAGGAGCAGGGCAGGUCUGGAGGGGAUGGGAGAGGACACUCAGAUCAACAUGUCUGAUGACAUGGCAGCAUCAAACUCAUCAGAUUCAGCAUCCCUGGUGCCAAACAAGAGGCAUUCCUUCUGGUUGGGUGGUAACGGACUUAAAGGAUUCCUGCCCUCACAGACUCCCCCUCCUGCAUACGACAGUGUCAUCCACGCCUUUGAAGAGACAUGCACUUGAAUCUGUCGACAUUAAAUACCAAAAAAGUGAAAAAAGAAAACACUCUGGGAUUGCACAAGACUCUGGCUUGGUUUUGCUCUUAAAAAGUGACUGUUCUUGGUAUAGCACAUCUUUUCAUGACACUUUUCAGUUUGAAAAGAUGUUUCCUAACUGAAUAAGAAGUGUCCACAGCCAUUAAACUUCAGCCGCUUAGUAUUAAGAUAUCUAUCACGGAUGCAACUAAUGCUAAUUUUACAAUACAUUAAUUUGCAUAUUAGUUUCUCAUUCAUCAAUUAGUUUUUUCAUCUAUAUAUACAAAAUAUUUAAAUAUGCCAAUUGUCAGCUCUUCAGAUAUCUUAUUUUGACCAAAACUAUAACUAAAAUACAAUGUUAUGAUAGAGGUAAACAGCAAAACUUUAUUUUGCAUUGUUGCUUGAAAAAUGCCUCUGAACAAUCAAUAGAUUGUAAAUAUUAAGAUCAAUACUAGCCUUUAUUGUAGUGCAAAUAUGGGUUAGUAUUUUGUAACCAUUGCUAGGCAUGAUAUGAUGUACAGAGAGCCUGAGGAUAUAGAUUUCACUCUGAUGAACACUGAACACUGUGUGAUUUAUUUUAUUUUCUCAUAUAACAAUAAAGACUAUUGAUGAUUUUA
This is a messenger RNA of Labrus bergylta (ballan wrasse), 1271 nucleotides long. RefSeq names its product myc target 1b (gene myct1b). The record is from RefSeq and is a predicted model, not a curated record. NCBI's taxonomy places the organism in Eukaryota, Metazoa, Chordata, Actinopteri, Labriformes, Labridae. Gene Ontology annotation, cellular component: nucleoplasm.